AAAUUUUCUUUUUAUCUUUUUACACUUAACUAUAGUGUCACUAACUCUUCAUCCUCUUUCCUCAGAUAGUGCGCAUUGCAGAACACACAAACCUCUCUCUCCAACAAUGGAAGAGCUUCCCUACGUUAUCUUCAUCAUCGUCUCCAUGCUAUCAUGCGCUUCCCCUCACUUAUCUUGCGCCUCACCAAUCACUUUCACUCGCCGUCACCUCUCACAAGCUCCUGUAACCGGCGGCUUGCCGUUCUUCCCAGCUUACGGCUCACCCUCCCCUCCUCCUUCUCCUCCUCCGCCGACGCCUCUUCCGACUCCUCCUCCCGCCCCCGCGGACCUCACAUUUCCGGCGAACAUCUCCGCGCUCGUCCUCCCUAGCUCCCCAAAACAACACACUGCUUCAAGAACACUCAUUAUCCCGGUUAUCUCCGCCGUCCUCGCCGCCUCAACAGCUAUCAUCCUCGCCUUGUUUCUCUACGGAAGGUGGCGAGGGCAAACCGGUAAUUUCAAAGGCGAAUCCAAGACCUUAGCUUCUUCUGAAACUAACCCAUCAGAACAAGCUCCUCCAUGUCCCCUUCCAAGAAACACAACUGAUAACAAACUCUCUGUUUCUCCUUCCGGAUCACGUUUCGUCAAACCUGACUCCCCGGAGAUCUCUCCUCUCCCGCCAUUGCCGGCUCUUAACUUCCUCCGAGAGGAAGACGACGACGAAGAAGACUUCUACUCCUGUAAAGAGCCACGAGAACAGAGACUCAACCCCUACAGUAACUUCUCUCCCUCUCCCUCCUCAACCUCUGAUUUUCCCGCCAUGAUCUCGCCGCCGCCGGAGAGACAGGUGAGAAACGACAAGAGAGUGUUCAGCCUCUGGAACCAGAGCAUAGGCUUCCCACGAGUCUCCUCUGCUUCUACCUCACCGGAGAGAGGUCCGAUCAAGACUCCAGACGCGUACUACGCUCGUUCCUCUAUGUACUCUUCGGUCUCCACCACGCCGGAACGUUUCUUCUUCCGGAAGGUUCUCGAAACUUCUUCGCCGCCGCCGAGAUGGAACGAUCUCAGCCGUAAUGUCAAGUCUUUGUUCCUUUCUUCGUCGCCAGCUAGAGAUGUUUGCAUCGACAUCUCUGAAUCGGCGCCAGUUCAUGUUCAUCCUCCUCCACGACGGCCACCGCCUCCUACGCCGGAGCCAGCACCUUCUCUUGUCCCGCCGUCACAGUCUUUUAUGGCUCAGAAGCCUGGAAAGAAAACACUAUCUUUCUCGGAGUUACCACAGAGUUGUUGGGAAGCGAAAACAGAACGAGCAAAGCCUCUGCCUUUCCGACCAAGUUCUUGUCGGAAAAACACGUGGGACGGUGUUAAGUUCAACUCUUCAAAUGCUAAUCCAAAGCAGAGAAGAAGUCUUAGCUGUGAUCUUCCAAUGCUUAAUCAAGAAAACAGAGUUUUAGAUCCAAGAAAGUGUCAGAGUGUUGCUUUUCUACUUACAACGCUUGAUGAUCUCACCACAAAUGAUGUUCUUCAACUUCACGCCCUUAGGGAUGGUCACUACGAAGCACUUGGAGUUGAGCUUCUUGAGAGUUUAUCAAGAAUAGCACUGAGUGAAGAAGAAGAAAGGAAGUUGAAAAGGUAUAGUGAUGAUGAGGAGGACUCAGUGAUCAAGCUCGCCCCAUCAGAGAAGUUUCUCAAGGAACUUCUUAAUGUGCCUUUUGUGUUCAAACGGGUUGAUGCUUUACUCUCUGUUGCUACUUUUGGUUCCAAGAUUGAACACUUGAAACGAUCAUUUGGGGUUAUACAGGCUGCUUGUGAGGAGCUAAGGAACACCAAAACGUUAUUGAAACUUCUUGAAGCUGUCUGGGAGAGAGGACUAAGUGCUCAUGACUUCAAACUUGAGGCUCUCCUUGAGCUUGUUGGAAGAACCACUGUCUUGCAUUCUGUUGUACACAACAUCAUAGAAUCAGAAGGUAUCAAAGGGUUACAAGCUGUUGGAAGUCUCAGUUCAGUAUUUGUGGAAGUCAAGAAAGCUGCAGAAAUGGACUAUGGUGUUCUGAGAAGCGAAGUGUUCAAGAUUUAUCAAGGAGUCAAGAAAGUUAGUGAGGUUCUUCUGCUACUGAAUGGUGAGAAUGGAGAUAAGGGAGAACAAGAGUGGUGGACGUUCAGAGAGUCGAUGACACGGUUCUUGGAAACAGCUGUUGAGGAGAUUAAAAAGAUUGAGACAAUAGAAGGUUCUGUGAUCUCUUCAGUGAAAGGGAUCACAGAGUAUUUCCAUGGAGAUUCAGAAAAGGAGGAAGCUCAGGUGUUGAGAGUAUUCGUGAUUGUGAGUGACUUUCUGACCAUUCUAGAUGAAGUAUGCAAGGAGAUGGAUGCUGGUAAAGAAGGGAGUACUCUGGCUUAGGUUUCCAAGACUCAUGAUGAAUUUGUGUUGCCUUAGUAGUUAUGUAUUUUUGUGUAUGUAUUAAUCGUUUGGAAGCUAUAUUAUUCGUAUUUAGAGGGGGUGCAAGUUUUACAAACAUCAGUGGCUUGAAGACAUUUUAUAUUCCAUCAUAUCUUUCUUUUAAUCGCUUGUAAUCA
This is a messenger RNA of Raphanus sativus (radish), 2550 nucleotides long. Its product is annotated as formin-like protein 10. NCBI's taxonomy places the organism in Eukaryota, Viridiplantae, Streptophyta, Magnoliopsida, Brassicales, Brassicaceae. The record is from RefSeq and is a predicted model, not a curated record. Gene Ontology annotation, biological process: actin nucleation; actin cytoskeleton organization. Gene Ontology annotation, molecular function: actin filament binding.